AUGGUCCGCAAUCUUGUCGUCCUCGGCGGGAACUCGCACCCACAGCUCACAGACACCAUCUGCAGCCACCUCGGCAUCGCGCCCGCAAAGGUGCUGCUCGGCAAGUUCAAAGUCGGCGAGACGCGCGUGGAGAUUGAAGAGAGCGUGCGCGGAAAGGAUGUCUUCAUCAUCCAGUCCGGGUCUGGCGGUGGAAAAGUCAACGACCAUUUGAUGGAACUUCUGAUCGCCAUCUCUGCCUGCCGGACUGCUUCUGCAAAACGCAUCACGGCGGUCCUGCCGCUGUUCCCUUACUCUCGCCAGUCGGACAUUCCCUACAACAAGACGGGCGCUCCGCUCGCAAAGGCUCCCGGCACGCGCUCGAGAACGGGCACGUAUACCUUCGACUCCCGCCCGCAGACGCCGCACCCGGGCCAGGCGGAGAGCGCAGGCCUGUCCAAUGGCUCCGCUGCACUCCACCACCAGCUCAGUCGCAUGAAGAUGGACGAGCGCCAUGGCGGACACCAGCUCCCGCCUACCAGCCCCGUCAAGUCGGACAGCCUCAGGCGCAGCGACACGUUCGACUCCAACAAAUCGGACAAGUCGGACAAGCACGCACACCACAAUGGAACGAACGGGACCAACGGCAUCACACGGCAAAACACGACCAAGCCUCCGGUCUUCGAGCCCCAGGCCGGAUACAGACAGUGGGUCGCUCAGGCAGGCACACUGAUUGCAGACCUCCUCACCUGCGCGGGCGCCGACCACGUCAUUACCAUGGAUCUGCAUGACCCUCAAUACCAGGGCUUCUUCGACAUCCCCGUCGACAACCUGUACGGCCGCCAUCUCCUCCGCAAACACAUCCAAUUCAACAUCCCCAACUACCAGCAAGCGGUAGUCGUGAGUCCCGAUGCUGGAGGCGCUAAGCGUGCCACCGCCAUUGCCGACGCGCUCGGAAUGCCCUUUGCCCUCAUCCACAAGGAGCGCCGCCCCACACAGAUCAACGACCGCCAAAACGCGACUAUGAUGCUGGUCGGAGACGUCGCAGACCGUGUCGCCAUCCUCGUCGACGAUCUGGCUGACACUUCCAACACCAUCACGCGCGCGGCUAAACUGCUGAAGAAGGAGGGCGCGACAACAGUGUAUGCACUCAUCACGCACGGCAUCCUCAGCGGAGACGCUAUCGAUCGCAUCAAUGCCAGCGCGCUCGACAAGGUCGUAGUCACAAACACGGUCGACCAGACGGAACACAUGCUGCGGUGCCCCAAGCUGGAGGUCCUCGAGGUUGGCAACGUCUUCGCAGAGGCCAUCCGACGUGUCCACCACGGCGAGAGCAUCAGCGUGCUGUUCGACUACAGUUAG
Messenger RNA from Dothidotthia symphoricarpi CBS 119687, 1338 nucleotides. Its product is annotated as phosphoribosyl pyrophosphokinase. Gene Ontology annotation, cellular component: ribose phosphate diphosphokinase complex; cytoplasm. Lineage: Eukaryota; Fungi; Ascomycota; Dothideomycetes; Pleosporales; Dothidotthiaceae. Gene Ontology annotation, biological process: 5-phosphoribose 1-diphosphate biosynthetic process; purine nucleotide biosynthetic process. Gene Ontology annotation, molecular function: ribose phosphate diphosphokinase activity; magnesium ion binding. The coding region runs from base 1 to 1338 and encodes 445 amino acids. The transcript is spliced from 6 exons. The record is from RefSeq and is a predicted model, not a curated record.